UGCAUCUUACAGGCAGCGUAGUCCCCAGCAGGCAGUUCCCGACUGGGAACAGGAACCACGCGCAGAAAUAUAUCUGUACAGGUCGUAAUUUGAAGUUUUAAAACCAAUGUGACUGACAUAAGCAAUGAGUAUUACUCCCCUAUUUAAAAAAUCGCUUAUUAACGAAGGGAAUUGUUUGGGCAUUAGUUGUGUAGCAAUCGGGCACAGCCGUCGAGGGCCAAGCAUAUUGCAAAAUAACAUAUUGCAAAAUAUUAAAAAUGCAGCAAUAAAGAUUUUCUUAACUUAAUAUAUAGGAAAAAAAAGUGAUUAGAGCACAACAUCGAACUUCAAAAAUGAAAUUAAAAAAUAGUGGGGACGUAAAUGUGCAGUCAAACGCAGAAGUUAAGAAAAGUAAGCGGCUGCACGAGAUGGCCCCUGACGGCUCGGCCGAGGAGCCAAGAGCCUUCCCUCUCAUUCCCGAAGAAGACGAAGAAGACGAGGCUGAGGACAACCUGGGCGCGGCAGAAGGAGUGAAAGUGGUGCCCGACGGAGGCUGGGGAUGGCUGGUGGCCCUCGGGAGCUUCAUAAUCAUGACUCUGGUGCUGCAGCUGAGUCCGUGCUUCGGCAUCCUGUUUUCCCGGUACCUGCUUGAUCUCGGCGCCUCCUCCAUCACCACCGCUUGGAUCUUCAACGUCGAGUGCUUCCUCCUGUACGUCAUGGGCAUGAUCGUGAGUCCUCUCAGUAAGGAGUUCGGCUGGCAGAAGGUGGGCAUCCUGGGCAGCGCCCUCACCUCCCUCUCGAUCAUCAUCUCCGCCUUCUCUCCCUCGCCACAGUUCCUCUUCUUCUCCUUCUCGCUGCUGAGCGGCAUCGGAAGCGGCCUGGCAGUGUGCAUGUGCUUCAUCAUCGUGCCGGUGUACUUCGACCGCAGGCGUGGCAUCGCGAAUGCAAUAAUGAUGGCAGGCAUAUGCAUGGGCGAGAUCAUAGGCCCCCCAUUUAUAAGAUAUCUUCAAGACGAAUACAGCUUCAAAGGAGCAACUUUAAUACUGGGCGGUGUUAUCUUGAACGGCUGUGUUGGAGCAGCGUUCUUUCACCCCGUAGAGUGGCACAUGAAGACCGUCUCGGAGACGCCCAAAGGAAGUCAAGAUGAAGAGGAAGACAAUGCGUCGACAAGCAGAUCCAUUGCCCGCGCCUACAACAGAGUCACUUCCACUUCAUCCCUAGGAAUCAGACCCACGUACUCGGAUUUACUCAGCAUCAGGAAAGUGGCGUCUGGCGCUUCCCUGGCUUUCUCCAAGACGUACUCCGGCAUAUCCCUGAGGGGCAUCAGUGAGGGCCAGGAGGAGGAGAGUGGCCCCAUCCACCCCCAGAUCAGGAGGACCGCGAGGCACCGCUACGUAAGCGAAUGCUCCUACGACUCGGUUCCCUCAUACUAUAACUCUACUCUGUCCAUCUCUUCCAUGGCACUCGCCAAUCACGCCGCAAUCUCUGCCAUCAGGGAGCGAGAGAAAGCCCUGGAGGCUACCGAAAGCAGCGGCAAAAAAGGCGGCAACACUCAGCUGCAUCGCUUGCUGAGCAGUGUCGUUGCAGAUGUUAAGAUUCUUACUUAUUCCUUGCGCGCAAUCAUUAUAUCAAUUGCAAGCUCAUUCUAUGCAAAUGGCUAUUUGAAUUUCAUAAUGAUGGUGCCCUUUUCAAUGCAAGCAUCAGGUUAUACGCUCCAAGAUUCUACUUAUUGCCUUUCUGUGGCUGCCAUUUGCAACUUGAUAUCACGCUUAUCGAUGUCACUGUUAUCUGACUGGCCGUGGUUUAACAUGAGGCUGUGGUAUUUGGGCGGCCACGUCGUCCUUGGGGGCGCGAUGGCAGCGUUCCCUCUUCUGCCGAGCCUGACGUGGAUGCUGGUGGUCAUGGGCAUGCUGGGCCUGGGCAUCGGGUCCAGCAUGAGCCUCAACACUCUCAUCAUCAUCAACAUCGUGGGCCUAGACAACCUGGCGCCGGUGUUCGGGGCUUCCUCCCUCGCCGUCGGCGUUGGCUUCGUCGCCCUCGGGCCCGUUAUCGGGUCAAUCCGCGACGCAACAGACAGCUACGUGGUGAGCAUGUGGAUCUGCGCCGGGAUGAUCAGCUUCAGCGGCAUCCUGUGGUUCUUCAUGCCGGCUGCAGUGGCGUACGAUGCCCAGAGGGAUGAGCGCAAGGGCCGGGGUGACGAGGGGGUGUAG
Messenger RNA from Penaeus indicus, 2189 nucleotides. RefSeq lists its product as uncharacterized. The record is from RefSeq and is a predicted model, not a curated record. Gene Ontology annotation, biological process: transmembrane transport. Gene Ontology annotation, cellular component: membrane. Gene Ontology annotation, molecular function: monocarboxylic acid transmembrane transporter activity. The transcript is spliced from 5 exons. The coding region runs from base 333 to 2189 and encodes 618 amino acids. Lineage: Eukaryota; Metazoa; Arthropoda; Malacostraca; Decapoda; Penaeidae.